CAAAAGGUACGCUGCUAAAGGAAAUAUCAUGGCCCUACCGUGUAAAAGCAUUGAUUCUAUGUGCAGUAUAUUAAUGUUGUUUGGAAAACAGUAGAAAAAUUUAGAUUUCAGUCCACCUCACCUGAUCACCUCCACAUUCAAUAUCCCCAAGAAUUUUAAUUCAGCCCCCCACCUAUCAGGCGAUCACCUAUCACUGUAUUCAAGAAACUGGUUGUCGUUCUCCACAAUCACUUACAGAGAUGUAUCCACUCUCUCCACAAUCUCUCCUGUUCAUUUUCUUACUUAUCAUCAUUUAUCUCUCUCUCUACGCUUCAAAGAAGAAAUCUUCGUCUAAUGUAGCCAUAAAACCCUUCCCUUGCUUCGGAGUGCUACCAGAAUUCAUAAAGAACCGGCACCGAUUCCUGGAUUGGAGCUCAGAAGUCCUUGCCAGACUCCCCACUAAUACUCUUGACUACCACCACCCCGGCAAGGUGCACGGCAUCAUUACUGCAAACCCACUAAACGUCGAACAUAUGCUCAAGAGCAACUUCCAUAACUACCCAAAAGGCUCCCGUGUCACAUCCUACUUAGAAGACUUCCUUGGCAGAGGCAUCUUCAACGCCGACGGAGAGAUCUGGAAGAUCCAGCGAAAGACGGCGAGUUAUGAAUUCAACACGAAAUCACUUCGGAACUUUUUCAUGAAGAGCGUGGAGGAGGAGAUUCAGACGAGAUUGGUUCCUGUUCUGAAGAGAGCAAGUGUGCUGAACCAGGUUGUAGACAUGCAAGAUAUUCUGGAGCGUUUCUCGUUUGAUACUGUCUGUAGAUUAUCGUUCAACAUGGACCCAGGUUGUCUCGGCAGCGAAGGAACCACUGGAACAGAAUUCAUGAAUGCAUUUGGCGAAGCAUCGACGUACAGCGCUGGGCGAUUCUUCUAUGCUUUGCCCUAUAUGUGGAGGAUCAAGAAGGCGCUCAACAUAGGAUCAGAGAAAAGAAUGAGAAAAGCAAUCUCUAUCGUUCAUGAUUUUGCGGAUGAUAUAAUAAAGUCGAGAAUGAAAGAGAAGGGCGAGAAGGAAGACACCGAUGAUCUACUGUCACGAUUCAUUGCGAACGAGUCGAACUCAGCCGAGUUCCUUCGCGACAUUAUCAUAAGCUUCAUGCUUGCAGGACGAGACACGAUGACGUCUUCUAUUACUUGGUUCUUCUGGGUUUUAUCGUCAAGAUCAGACGUCGAGGGAAACAUACUACACGAGAUGAAAUCCAUCAGGAAUCGUAACGGUACCGGCAGCGAAGCCUUUAACUUCGAUGACAUGGGACAAAUGCACUACCUGAAAGCGGCGCUCUCAGAAUCGCUGAGGAUGUAUCCGCCGGUGCCAUUGGACGAGAAGCAGUGUUUGCAGGAUGACAUCAUGCCGGACGGAACCUUCGUCGGUAAGGGAUGGUGCGUGACGUACCACGCAUACGCAAUGGGCAGGAUGGAGAGUAUAUGGGGGAAAGACUGCCUGGAUUUCAAGCCGGAGAGGUGGCUGGAGAAUGGAAUAUGCCGGCAGGAAAGUCCGUUCCGGUUUCCGGCCUUCCAUGCCGGACCCAGGAUAUGCCUGGGAAAAGAUGUGGCGCAUAUGCAGAUGAAGAUGGUGGUUGCAUCAGUGCUGUCGAGGUUCCAUCUCGACUUGGUUGACAAGUACAGAGCUCCCAAGCAGAUUCUCUCAUUGACGCUUAGGAUGAAAGAUGGGCUGCCUAUGAGAGUAAGGGAAAGAUGCGAGGCUGCGAUUGAUUGAUCAAAACGAUUCAACUGGUGCUCACAAUCUAAAAUAAGAAUGUCUUGAUAAUAGAUAAGUUUUGCUUUAGGGAAGGAGUCUGGAUCACCUGCCAACAAAACACCUUCCAACCCUCUACCAAUAUAAUCUCACACCACACGUCUCAUAUAUGGCGGGGAGGAUUGGAACAUGUGUUUGUAGCAGAAGAUCUAAGGAGCCAGGCCAAUGGUGUAUUUUUUUUUUUUAGUGAUUAGAUCAUGUUGUGUGAACUGAUUUGCAGUUGGCAUGUAUGAAUUUGAAUGAGGUUAAAUUGGUUGGGUAGCAACA
This is a messenger RNA of Nelumbo nucifera (sacred lotus), 2060 nucleotides long. The record is from RefSeq and is a predicted model, not a curated record. Lineage: Eukaryota; Viridiplantae; Streptophyta; Magnoliopsida; Proteales; Nelumbonaceae.